AUGGCAAGAGCAGUGAACAACAAUGACAAGAACUUGAAGUCAAUGCUCCAGGACCAGCAAGAUGAAAAUGCAGCUCUCAAAACUGUACUUCUGAAUGUCAAAUCCCAAUAUGAAGCCGAAAGCGCAGCUCUCAAAGCCGAAAUUGAAGAUACCCAGGCCAAGCACAAAGCCGAAAUCAAGGAUCUGAAAGCCGAUUACAAGACUCUCAAGACAGAUUACAACACCAUGCGAACAGAAAGAACGUCCCUACGUUCGGAAAAAGGCAAAAGCAAUAAGCUCAUCAAAUCUCAGGAUGCCAGAAUCAAGCUCCUGGAGGAGAAACUCAAAGAUUGUGGUGGCGACUUCGACGAGUUAGUCAGUUCAAAUACAAAGACAAAGUCAGCUACCACAGCCACGACGUCAGGCAGAGUCAGCAAAGGAGCGAAGGGAGGCGCCAAGGGAGGUUCGAAACGCAAGUAG
Messenger RNA from Exophiala bonariae, 459 nucleotides. RefSeq lists its product as uncharacterized. The record is from RefSeq and is a predicted model, not a curated record. The transcript is spliced from 2 exons. The coding region runs from base 1 to 459 and encodes 152 amino acids. Lineage: Eukaryota; Fungi; Ascomycota; Eurotiomycetes; Chaetothyriales; Herpotrichiellaceae.